Lycium ferocissimum is the source of this 1401-nucleotide messenger RNA. RefSeq lists its product as uncharacterized. The transcript is spliced from 4 exons. The record is from RefSeq and is a predicted model, not a curated record. The coding region runs from base 1 to 1401 and encodes 466 amino acids. Lineage: Eukaryota; Viridiplantae; Streptophyta; Magnoliopsida; Solanales; Solanaceae. Gene Ontology annotation, molecular function: RNA-DNA hybrid ribonuclease activity; nucleic acid binding.
AUGAGCUUCUUGGGAAGGUUAAACUACAUUGGGCGGUUCAUAGCCCAGUCAACUGUGAUUGUGGAGCCAAUCCUUAAAUUGCUCAAGAAAGACGCUCCCACAAAUUGGACGGAAGAAUGCCAAGAGGCAUUUGACAAAAUCAAGAGAUAUCUUUCCAAUCCUCCCGUCCUAGUGCCACCCAGGCAAGGGAGUCCUCUGUUACUGUACCUGUCGGUAUCAGAAAAUGCUUUCGGGUGCAUGCUCGCCCAGCAUGAUGAAGAGGGAAAAAAGGAACAUGCCAUCUACUAUUUGAGCAAGAAGUUCACAUCCUGCGAGGCACGGUAUACGCUCGUAGAGAAAACCUGUUGUGCUCUGACCUGGAUUGCUCAAAAGCUGAGGCACUACCUAUCGGUGUUCACUACUCACCUCAUAUCCAGAAUGGAUCCAUUGAGAUAUAUUUUUCGACAACCGAUGCCCGUAGGAAAAUUGGCUAAAUGGCAGAUGCUACUAAGCGAAUUCGACAUCGUAUACGUAGCACAAAAGGCAAUCAAAGGACAAGCCCUAGCUGACUUGCUGGCAGAAAGUCCCGUCGAUGACAAACUUGAACCAUUACGGACUUUCUUCCCAGAUGAGGAAGUGAUGGCUAUGGAAGAAGAGGUGGCAGAACCAUACUCAGGUUGGAGACUGUUCUUCGAUGGAGCAGUCAAUUACAAAGGAUCAGGCAUCGGGGCAGUGUUAAUAUCAGAAACAGGACAACACUAUCCGAUGGCCGCAAAGCUCAACUUCAGAUGUACCAACAACAUGGCGGAAUAUGAAGCGUGUAUCCUCGGCCUCAGGAUGGCAUUGGACAUGAACAUACAAGAGUUGUUGAGGUUGUGCGGGAGAUUCAAGAGUAUCGACUUCAGGCAUACUUUGAGGGCUCAAAAUGAGUUUGCAGACGCAUUGGCUACGAUAGCCUCCAUGAUCCAGCACCCUGAGAGUACUCACAUUGAUCCACUAGAGAUCACACUGAGAGAAGAACAGGCUCACUGCGCCCAUGUCGAGGCCGAGCCGGAUGGCCAACCAUGGUAUGCCGACAUCAAGGCAUACCUGGAGAAAGGAGAGUACCCCCCAGAGAGUUCAGCAAAUCAGAAGAAGACCAUCAGGAGGUUGGCUAAUGGGUUCUUCUUGAACAAAGAAGUGUUGUACAAAAGGACACCUGACCUUGGGUUACUCAGGAUCAUCCAAGAGGCAGAGCUAAAUGAUGCAGAAUGGGUCAGAAAUCGCUACGAGCAACUGGCCAUGAUAGAUGAAAAGAGAAUGGUGGCGGUUUUUAAUAGGACAGUAGGCACGUCAUCAACCGGCUUACUCACAGCAAAGGCGAAAAGCAAACUCAGCCAUGAGGCAAAGUACCAGGAGGUCACAGCAGAGAAUGGGCGAUAA